This is a messenger RNA of Lycium barbarum (goji berry), 1505 nucleotides long. RefSeq names its product transcription factor DIVARICATA-like. Gene Ontology annotation, molecular function: DNA binding. Bases 213 to 1028 code for a protein of 271 amino acids. The record is from RefSeq and is a predicted model, not a curated record. Lineage: Eukaryota; Viridiplantae; Streptophyta; Magnoliopsida; Solanales; Solanaceae. The transcript is spliced from 2 exons.
UUUGGAAAGUUGGGUGGUCAUUUCUAGAUUCCUCACCUUAUACUAUAUACUUUUCAAAAAGACUUAUUCAGAUUCCCUUCAAUUGCUUCUUCUUGAUGCCAUAAAAACAAACCCCACUUCUCAUCAUUUUUACCAAGAAAAACACAACUAGGCUGCCACUUCUCCUAGCUGGUUGUGCUAAUUAUUUUGUAUUUGUAUGUUAACAAGAAAAUAUGAGCAUGGAAAUGGGAUUUCUUAGAAACUCAAAUUGGUUAUUUGAGGAGAGCAAGGAAACAAGAUGGACUGCUGAAGAGAACAAGAGGUUUGAGGAUGCACUCGCUUUAUUCGAUAAGGAGACUCCGGAUAGAUGGUAUAAUGUAGCGGCUAUGAUCCCUGGAAAGACUGUGAAUGAUGUUAUCAAACAGUAUAGAGAAUUGGUAGGAGAUAUUAGUGAUAUAGAGGCAGGGUUAGUACCAAUACCUGGCUACACAACUAGUAAUAAUUCAUUCACAUUGGAGUGGAUCAAUCAUGAUCAAGAAGAAGGCGUCUUCCACGACUUCAACAAGCAAUUCUAUGGUCCAUCUGGCAAGAGAAAUCGAUCUUCUGAACAAGAACGCAAAAAGGGAGUAGCAUGGACUGAGGAAGAGCACAGGCAAUUUCUGUUGGGGCUGAAGAAGUAUGGAAAAGGAGAUUGGAGAAAUAUCUCUCGCAAUUUUGUGAUCACGAGAACUCCAACACAAGUAGCUAGUCAUGCUCAGAAGUACUUUAUCAGGCAGCUGUCCGGGGGUAAAGAUAAGAGAAGAUCAAGCAUACAUGAUAUCACAACUGUCAAUCUUACAGAAAUUAAAUCUCCCUCGCCCGAGAAUCAUACAUCUUCCAGUUCCCUGGACAAAUGUGUUCCUUCUCCACCGAAAGCCUUAUGUGAGUAUAAUUUGCCAAAUCAAGAAGCAGAUAUGGGAUUCUUGACAUAUGGACUAAAGUUGCAUGAACAUGGCAUGCAUAGUGUUACUCUGCAGGGACUUCAGUUUGGUCAGUACAAUAUUUUGUGAUAUCCAUAUUUCUUAAAGAAAAACAAAAAUAAGUGCCACUACCAAGAAUUAGAUAUGCUUCAAUUAGUUCAUAUUCCUGAGAUCUGGAACUAAAGUGGGCACCUCAUUUAAGAGAGCUAUGACAUGAGCUAUUAGCUAUUUCUUUAACCUGAUCGACCAUCUGCUGUCUUUUCGAGUGUGUCAGAGGUUUGGUUAAAGUAUAUUGGAAGAUUACGCUAAUUAUGAAGCUGCCACAAUGAUUCGUAGAGUUCAGCAAGCAAAUGUCCGAGUUGUAGAAGGUUCAGUGAGAAGGCUGAGCACUGUCUCAUGUUAAUAUUACUGGUCAUUCAAGAUGGUUAGCAAUAAGUGAAGUAAUUAAAGUUCCUUAAGAAAAUUGUGGUAGUUUUAGUUUGUAGUUCCUUGUUUUCAUCUCUGUAGAAGAAGCACUAUUACAGCUGGCAUUUGUAUUCAUAAUUCAUAAUUUAUUUCAUUUUGUUC